AUGCCGGUAUCAACUGCCCAGUGCCAUGGAUCAGGCGUGCAGCUGGAUCGCACGCGCAUUCCACGCUGGGUAUGGACCGGGUCAACGAUCUUGCCCGCCCUCGGCCAACCUGGGCGGGAGGCGGAAUUGCUCACCCUACUAACCUUCCCCUAUCUCCCCUCCUCUCGGCAGAUCGGCCUCGUCCCUCUCUCGCCACUGCGCCUCCCUUCCUCCCUCAAUCCCCACCAUCGCUACAUGCGGCUGUACCCGUCAUUGGUCGCUGCCAAGGUGAAUUCCAACAUUGCCGCGUCUCCCAGUCCAUUCUCUGCCAACUCUGACGGAGCGCACCUGCGAUCACCCCCGCCCUCCACCGUGUCUGUCGUGCAUUCGUCAAACGAGUUGAUCAGUUCGUGUGGGGUUGCGUGCAUUGUGUGCAGUGCCUGGGAUAGACCCGGCAGCCCAGGGACAUUGCCCAACGAUAGCUUCGUGCAGUCGCGGGGGGCGCCACGUGUCCUUUUCAGCCCGAGCACCGGCCUACGUCUGCGGAGGAGGAUGGUGGAUACCUCGCUCUGCAAACGCAAGAGGCAGCGUAUGGGUGGCCGCAUACGGCGUGAACACGAUGCGGUUUCUGCCGGACUGAUCUGUUUCGAGACGAAUAUUGUGUGCUCCACCGGUGGGCUCCUGUUCUGUCUCGCCAGGGAUUGA
This is a messenger RNA of Schizophyllum commune H4-8, 684 nucleotides long. RefSeq lists its product as uncharacterized. The transcript is spliced from 7 exons. The record is from RefSeq and is a predicted model, not a curated record. The coding region runs from base 1 to 684 and encodes 227 amino acids. Lineage: Eukaryota; Fungi; Basidiomycota; Agaricomycetes; Agaricales; Schizophyllaceae.